This is a messenger RNA of Tupaia belangeri chinensis (Chinese tree shrew), 5490 nucleotides long. RefSeq names its product microtubule associated serine/threonine kinase 2 (gene MAST2). Gene Ontology annotation, biological process: intracellular signal transduction; cytoskeleton organization; peptidyl-serine phosphorylation. Gene Ontology annotation, cellular component: microtubule cytoskeleton. NCBI's taxonomy places the organism in Eukaryota, Metazoa, Chordata, Mammalia, Scandentia, Tupaiidae. The record is from RefSeq and is a predicted model, not a curated record. Gene Ontology annotation, molecular function: microtubule binding; magnesium ion binding; ATP binding. The transcript is spliced from 30 exons. The coding region runs from base 7 to 5433 and encodes 1808 amino acids.
AAGGAUAUGGUCACUGGACUUAGUCCCCUGCUCUUUAGGAAACUCAGUAACCCUGACAUAUUUUCGUCCACUGGAAAAGCUAAACUCCAACGACAGCUUAGUCAAGAUGACUGUAAGUUACGAAGAGGAAGCCUGGCCAGUUCUCUUUCAGGUAAGCAGCUGCUCCCUUUGUCCAGCAGUGUACACGGCAGUGUGGGACAAGUGGCUUGGCAGUCUUCAGGAGAAGCGUCAAACCUGGUUCGAAUGAGAAACCAGACUCUUGGACAGUCUGCACCUUCUCUUACUGCUGGUUUGAAGGAGUUGAGCCUUCCAAGAAGAGGCAGCUUAAUCUCUACUCUUUGCCGAGGAGCUGAAGCAAACCAGCCCAUGUUUUCACCCACGUUGGCUCCAGCCCUCUCCCUCACUAAAGUUCCAUUUAGCGCUGACUGUGCUCUGGCUACUUCUCCUCUUGUCUUUUUCCUGAACCCACACGCCCACAGCAGUCCUGGCAGUCCCUGUUCCAGCUACCCACUGCAGUGGAGUUGCCGGACAAGUAACCGCAAGAGCUUGAUUGUGACCUCUAGCACAUCACCUACACUACCGCGGCCACACUCGCCACUCCAUGGCCACACAGGUAACAGUCCUCUGGACAGCCCCCGGAAUUUCUCUCCAAAUGCACCUGCUCACUUUUCCUUUGUUCCUGCCCGUAGCCAUGGCCACAGAGCAGACAGGACUGAUGGACGGCGCUGGUCUUUGGCCUCUUUGCCUUCUUCAGGCUAUGGAACCAACACUCCUAGCUCCACUGUUUCAUCGUCGUGCUCCUCACAGGAGAAGCUGCACCAGUUGCCUUUCCAGCCAACGGCUGAUGAGCUGCACUUUCUGACGAAGCAUUUCAGCACGGAGAGUGUGCCGGAUGAGGAGGGACGGCAGUCCCCAGCCAUGCGGCCCCGCUCCCGCAGCCUCAGUCCUGGACGGUCCCCAGUUUCCUUUGACAGUGAAAUAAUAAUGAUGAAUCAUGUGUACAAAGAAAGAUUCCCCAAGGCCACCGCACAAAUGGAAGAGCGACUGGCAGAGUUUAUUUCCUCCGACACUCCAGACAGCAUGUUGCCCUUGGCAGACGGAGCCCUGAGCUUUAUUCAUCAUCAGGUGAUUGAGAUGGCCAGAGACUGCCUGGAUAAGUCCCGGAGUGGCCUCAUUACAUCACACUACUUCUACGAACUUCAAGAGAAUUUGGAGAAACUUUUGCAAGAUGCUCAUGAGCGCUCGGAGAGCUCUGAGGUGGCUUUUGUGAUGCAGCUGGUGAAGAGGUUGAUGAUCGUCAUUGCCCGCCCAGCUCGUCUCCUGGAAUGCCUGGAGUUCGACCCUGAAGAGUUCUACCACCUAUUAGAAGCAGCUGAAGGUCAUGCCAAAGAGGGACAAGGGAUUAAAUGUGAUAUUCCCCGCUACAUUGUCAGCCAGCUGGGCCUCACACGGGAUCCCCUGGAGGAAAUGGCCCAGUUGAGCAGCUACGACAGUCCUGACACUCCGGAGACAGAUGAUUCAGUCGAGGGCCGCGGGGUAUCUCUGCCAGCUAAAAAGACACCCUCCGAAGAGGACUUUGAAACCAUUAAGCUCAUCAGCAAUGGCGCCUAUGGGGCCGUCUUCCUGGUGCGGCACAAGUCCACCCGACAGCGCUUUGCCAUGAAGAAGAUUAACAAGCAGAACCUGAUCCUCCGGAACCAGAUCCAGCAGGCCUUCGUGGAACGUGACAUACUGACUUUCGCCGAGAACCCCUUUGUGGUCAGCAUGUUCUGCUCCUUUGAGACCAAGCGCCACUUGUGCAUGGUGAUGGAAUAUGUUGAAGGGGGAGACUGUGCCACUCUGCUGAAGAAUAUCGGGGCCCUGCCUGUGGACAUGGUGCGUCUGUACUUUGCGGAAACUGUGCUGGCCCUGGAGUACUUACACAACUAUGGCAUCGUGCACCGUGACCUCAAGCCUGACAACCUCCUGAUCACAUCCAUGGGGCACAUCAAGCUCACUGACUUCGGGCUUUCUAAGAUUGGCCUCAUGAGUCUGACCACAAAUCUGUAUGAGGGCCACAUUGAAAAGGAUGCCCGCGAGUUCCUGGACAAGCAGGUGUGCGGGACCCCAGAGUACAUUGCACCCGAGGUGAUCCUGCGUCAGGGCUAUGGCAAGCCCGUGGACUGGUGGGCCAUGGGCAUCAUCCUGUAUGAGUUCCUGGUGGGUUGCGUCCCUUUCUUUGGAGACACUCCGGAGGAGCUCUUCGGACAAGUGAUCAGUGAUGAGAUCGUGUGGCCUGAGGGUGAUGAUGCACUGCCCCCAGACGCCCAGGACCUCACCUCCAAACUGCUCCACCAGAACCCUCUGGAGAGACUGGGCACAGGCAGCGCCUGUGAAGUGAAGCAGCACCCGUUCUUCACGGGGCUGGACUGGACAGGACUUCUUCGCCAGAAGGCCGAGUUUAUUCCGCAGCUGGAGUCGGAGGAUGACACCAGCUACUUUGACACCCGUUCCGAGCGAUACCAGCACGUGGACUCGGAGGAUGAGGAGGAGGUGAGCGAGGACGGCUGCCUCGAGAUCCGCCAGUUCUCUUCCUGCUCGCCGAGGUUCAGCAAGGUGUACAGCAGCAUGGAGCGGCUCUCACUGCUCGAGGAGCGCCGGACCCCGCCUCCGACCAAGCGCAGCCUGAGUGAGGAGAAGGAGGACCGCUCGGACGGCCUGGCAGGGCUGAAGGGCCGCGACCGGAGCUGGGUGAUCGGCUCCCCGGAGAUAUUACGCAAGCGCCUGUCGGUGUCUGAGUCAUCCCACACAGAGAGUGACUCGAGCCCUCCGAUGACAGUGCGACGUCGUUGCUCAGGCCUCCUAGAUGGGCCUCGAUUUUCUGAGGGCUCUGAGGAGGCCAGCAACGCCCCCAGGAGGCAGCAGCAGGAGGGCAUAUGGCUCCAGACACCCUCACCUGCAGAGGGGGUACCUGGGCCCAGCCAUGAACGGCCAGUGGAGCGGCCGCUGAAACUGGACGAGGAAGAAGCAGGCCCAGGCAGUGGUCCCAGUGCAGCCGGGGAGACCCGAGACCGAGGGACCCCGCAGCCGGCAGAGGGAGCCACAGCCAAGGCCAUCAGCGACCUGGCUGUGCGCAGGGCCCGCCACCGGCUGCUCUCUGGGGACUCUCUAGAGAAGCGCACCACCCGCCCCGUCAACAAAGUGAUCAAGUCCGCCUCUGCCACGGCCCUCUCCCUCCUCAUUCCUGCAGAACACCACACCUGCUCCACCCUGGCCAGCCCCAUGUCCCCUCACUCCCAGUCAUCCAACCCGUCAUCCAGGGACUCUUCUCCAAGCAGGGACUUCUUGCCAGCCCUUGGCAGCUUAAGACCUCCCAUCAUCAUCCACCGAGCUGGCAAGAAGUACGGCUUCACCCUGCGGGCCAUUCGUGUCUACAUGGGUGACUCGGAUGUCUACACUGUGCACCACAUGGUUUGGCACGUGGAGGACGGAGGUCCAGCCAGUGAGGCGGGGCUUCGCCAGGGUGAUCUCAUCACCCACGUCAACGGGGAGCCCGUGCAUGGGCUGGUGCACACAGAGGUGGUGGAGCUGAUCCUAAAGAGUGGAAACAAGGUGUCCAUUUCGACAACUCCCCUGGAGAACACGUCCAUUAAGGUGGGGCCAGCCAGGAAGGGCAGCUACAAGGCCAAGAUGGCCCGGAGGAGCAGGCGGGGCCGGGGCAAGGAUGGACAAGAACGAAAAAGGAGUUCCCUGUUCCGGAAGAUCACCAAGCAGGCCUCCCUGCUCCACACCAGCCGCAGCCUUUCUUCCCUUAACCGCUCGUUGUCGUCAGGGGAGAGCGGACCAGGCUCUCCCACACACGGCCACGGCCUUUCCCCCCGAUCGCCCACUCAGGGCUACCGAGUGACCCCCGAUGCACUGCAUUCAGUGGGAGGGACCUCAUCCCAGAGCAGCUCCCCCAGCUCCAGCGUGCCCAGCUCCCCCGCCGGCUCGGGGCACACGCGGCCCAGCUCCCUCCAUGGUCUGGCACCCAAGCUCCAACGCCAGUACCGCUCUCCACGGCGCAAGUCAGCGGGCAGCAUCCCCCUGUCGCCACUGGCCCACACCCCUUCUCCGCCACCACCAGCGGCCUCACCCCAGCGCUCCCCAUCACCCUUGUCUGGCCACGGAGCCCAGGCCUUUCCCACCAAGCUUCACUUGUCGCCGCCCCUGGGCAGGCAGCUCUCGCGGCCCAAGAGUGCGGAGCCACCCCGCUCGCCCCUGCUGAAGAGGGUCCAGUCGGCUGAGAAGCUGGCAGCUGCCCUCGCUGCCUCCGAGAAGAAGCUCGCCCCUUCUCGCAAGCAUAGCCUCGACCUGCCCCACUCCGAGCUAAAGAAGGAACUGCCGCCCCGGGAAGUCAGCCCUUUGGAGGUAGUCGGGACCAGGGGUGUGCUGUCUGGGAAGGGGGCCCUGCCAGGGAAGGGGGUGCUGCAGCCUGCUCCCUCGCGGGCCCUCGGCACCCUCCGGCAGGACAGAGCUGAGCGCCGAGAGUCACUGCAGAAGCAGGAAGCGAUCCGCGAGGUCGACUCCUCAGAGGAUGACACCGAUGAGGGGCCUGAGAGCAGCCAGGGUGUUCAGGGGCCGAGCGCGGCAUCUAACCCGGACGCGGGCCAGAAUCCUCCCCCUAGAGGAGCAGCAGAGGGUGGGGAAGAGGAUUCCUUCUUGCCCAGGGACUCCAAGAGCCAAGGGCCAGUGGUCCCAGGCCAGUUGACAGGGGUCACACUGGGGCUUCCAAGAAUAGAAGGUCCCGGUGCCCCUCAGAGGAAGCUUAGGAGCCCACAAGCCUUCGAGGAGGCCGUCAGCUCCUCACUAGCCCCCAGCCUGGGCAGGUCUGGUCCCACAGAUCCCACCCCCGCUGAGGGCUGCUGGAAGACCCAGCACCUCCACCCCCAGGCACUGACAGCACUUUGUCCCAGCCCUUCUGGACUUGUCCCUGCCAGUUGCUCUGUUGCCGCCUCCACCUCCGGGAAGCCAGGUGUGUGGCCCUGGAAGUUCGUUACCGAGGGCCCGGAGUGGGCAUCCCCAAGCAGAAAUGGGACAACGGCAGGUGGGCUGGCCAGCCCCCAGGAGUUGGAAAGCAUAACCACAGCCCACCCCAAGGACCCAGUUCCCAGGCAGGAGGGGAAGGCACGGCCCCCCAGUGCCCCUGGGGUGGCCCAUUCCCCUCGCGAAGUUCCCAGCCACAGCUGGCCGUGGGAGCCUGAGUGUGCACAAGUCAAGAAAGAAGAGCCCACCCUGAGCAGUGCCAAAGUGCCCGAUGCCUCAGGUGACCGGAGGCAGGACAUUCCGUGCAGAGGCUGCUCCCUCAGCCAGGAACCUGGGCCCAGUCUGCUCCGGAAGGGCCGAGAACUAGGGGGCCAUCCAAAGCAUCAGGACUUGGCAUUGGCACCAGAUGAGCUUCUAAAGCCAACGUAGCCGUCGUCUGCCGUGUCUCCCCCUGAGACCUGUGUAAUAAAGCUCCUGGAAACCGUC